GGUAAAGACGUUUCAACUGAGUGUUGCUUAACCACCGAAGCUCUUCGGAAGGAAAACCGAGAUCUAUCUGAAUCAAUUACUGGGGCAGCUGACAUUUGUGUUGAUAUUUUGAGACACCUUUCUGCUCUUCAAUCAAAAGUGCCUUUACAUUGUGCAGAUGCCUCUCAACCCUCCUAUAUGGCGGAAAUCACCGAACUGCGAGAGAAACUGGAAGAAGCUGAGCACUUUAUUGGAGCCGAAUCUCCCCCUCUUGAUUCUCAUAUUUGUAAGUGGAAUAUUUGUUGUUCUGGCGAUGUUGCUGUUGCCACUCCAUUUUAG
Messenger RNA from Rodentolepis nana, 318 nucleotides. Lineage: Eukaryota; Metazoa; Platyhelminthes; Cestoda; Cyclophyllidea; Hymenolepididae. The record is from the annotation of a GenBank genome assembly.